UCAUCUAUCUACUACAGCUACAUCUAAUAUCCCUUUUACAAGAGAAUAAUAAUAAUACUAAUACUAAUAAUAAAAGGGAGUUUAAAUCCUCUCAUCUUUUUUUUUUACAUUUUAUCAUGCCACCACGCUUUCAACCAACACAAACAACGAAUCAAAGACCUUUACAUAAUGAGAUACUAACACUACAUAAAAUACUUGGCAAUGACAUUUUAGAACAAGCAGCCAGAAUCUUGGACCAUUUUGCAACCACAAAAGAAAAGUAAAAGCCUCAUUAAAGUUGAUGGACACUAACUCUAACAGUCAACUUCAAGCACCUUACUCUGAGACACCACCACAACUCACUCAUAAACUGGUGGAGAACUCUGAAGAGUUUGAGACUGUGUGUGAUCAAAUCUACUAUAUUCUGGAACAAUCCAAACGCGUCUUACAACUAGACUAUCAACAAAAGAUCAUUCAACAAAAAGAAUUGGAAAAUCAACAUCAAAUGGAAAAAAUGGACAACGAACCUCAUGAUCCCAUGCAAGUAGAUCAAGAGAUGGAAUUCGGUACCACUCAGCUCGAUCUAUCGAUGGAUGAUGAACAAGUAGACACUAACAAACAAAAGCCAGUGACGAUUGAUGAAGAAGAUAUGGAGGAAUUACUACAUAUUCAAAGAGAUCGUCUUGAUCGACUCAAGAAUGUGAUUGUGUUUGGUAUGGAUGCCGAUGCAGCCAAAGCCAAUGGAAGUGAUGAAAAAAUAGAAGAUUUAUUAUUCUAAAAACUACAAGGGUAUAAUAAUAAACUCAAAACUGUUUGCGAACAAACUGGAACAUAGGUCCAAUCAACUUUUCAGCAA
Messenger RNA from Gilbertella persicaria, 835 nucleotides. RefSeq lists its product as uncharacterized. The transcript has 3 exons. The record is from RefSeq and is a predicted model, not a curated record. The coding region runs from base 281 to 757 and encodes 158 amino acids. NCBI's taxonomy places the organism in Eukaryota, Fungi, Mucoromycota, Mucoromycetes, Mucorales, Choanephoraceae.